Geodia barretti is the source of this 1836-nucleotide messenger RNA. NCBI's taxonomy places the organism in Eukaryota, Metazoa, Porifera, Demospongiae, Tetractinellida, Geodiidae. The record is from the annotation of a GenBank genome assembly.
AUAGCAACAUUACGAUAAACAACGUCUCGCGUGUCGCUUACGGAAAAGAUGUAUCGCCUGCAAACCCAGUCGCGUGUGAAGGAUCCUCCAGAUUUUAUUGGCCGCAACCGUCGGGCGGUGGGUAAGGAGGGUAAGGCUGGGGGAAGGCAGUGGCAGGUCAAAGACGAUAAGAUGCAACAGAAAAAGGGGGCCAGCGACACGGUAGAGAUCAGCAAGGGCGAGUUGGAGAAGCUUUUGAGGAUGGCAGUGUCCUUUCAGCCACCCUCACUCACACACAUCAGACCUGACCCUUCCGAGAUCCCAGGACUGCAGGAAUAUUAUCAGAUGCCAGGAAUGCAUAAUCAGAUCCCAGGACUGCAGAAUCAGAUGCCAGGAAUGCAGAAUAAGAUUCAGGGAUAUGCACAGAAAGCGGAAAAGAAGAAAGAUCCGCAGCAGUGUGAAGAAUACUGUCCGUGGGGCCGGCCGGGAGGAGGUGCACCAAUUAGAACAGUGUCUGGUACCUUGCUGACCAACUACUGCACAAGAGGCCAGGAGGUGGAGAAGACAAGGAACAACAUUCCUCAGCAAACCUCCGUCCACAGCUCUUCCCCUCAGAAACCUCAGUUUGCUCGUGGACUGGGGCCUCAUGUUGACACAUUCGUUCUCUCCCAGAGAGAAGAACAGCGGAGAAAGGAGCAGAUGCAUAAAGCAGAGCUAGCAGCUCAGAUUGCAGAGCGACAGAGACAAAAAGAGGCAGAGAAGCGGAGGAAAGAGGAAGACGAGAUGGAGGCAGAGAACAGAGCGAGGAGAGAGCUGGAGGAGAUGAACAGAAGGAAUGAGAGGGAGAGAGAGCUGAAGCAGCAGAAGGCAGUGAGUCUAUUGUGCAGGCGAGAGUGUCAGGGGUUGUGCCGUGGUGUAUGUAGGAAGAGGCCAGACUCUGGCAGGCAGAACUACAGGCACAUAUUCAGGAGGCAGAAGAAGUUGCUGUCAGAGAGAAACAGAAGAGGUUCGCGCAGCAGGUCCAUCAACCUGCGCCUACCUACGGUACUAUGGCAUCACAAAAUCCCAAACUAUCAAGAAUUCCACUCCCCUCGUACCGCACAGCCUCUCGGAGAACUUUCUCGCAAAACUCCAAUUUUGGAGCUCCAACAAAAAGCAGCCACACUAUCAUUGGACCCUCUCACCCACCAGCUGUUGCCAUGGAGAUUGCUAACAGACCCGCCUACCCUCAGCCUCGCCCUCCAUCUCCCGUUGUCCCUGCUCUUGCCAAGAAACUGGGCCUUCCUGCAACCGAUCGCCAGCCACACAUCUCAUCUCCCAAACCUUCCUCUCCUCCACGGAAAUACGCUUUCUCGCUUCAUGUUCAGCCUCCCCAGACCCACCAAUGCACCCUCCCCACUCUCCCUGCUCCUCAUCAGCACACUGGCACACCUUUCCCCCCUCACCCUUCUCACAAUGUUGCCAGGCAACAACAGAUCUUGAACCAGCUUGCUGUCCUCAGAGAGGGAAUUCUAUCACAGAGGAAGUCGGUGGAGCAAAAGAUGAAACUUCAGAGAAGACGGCUCUAAUCAUUGGUGUCUGUAAAUGUGUGUGUGUUAGUAGUUGUUGAUGUCUUCCUGUGUGACAAAUGUAUUGAUGUGGCUCUGAUCUGCUAGUUCGGUUGCCUUCUUCAACUCCUCAUUGUCCAUCAGCCCGCAAGUCUCCAGACCAGCCAGCAGCUGCAGACGACUGGUACCAAUGAACUGGUGUCUGAGGAAGGCAGGCAGACCCAGUCCGUUUGGCAGAGUGUACAGAGGAACUCUUACAACUCCCAGAACCUCGUCUCCCCAUGAUGACGAAGUUGUCAUGGAUAUUUCA